AGAAAUUUCUAAAUAUUUCUCUACAUCUCUUUCCAAUGUGUUUUUGAUCUUGGAUAUCUCUUUCUGGGAAGCCUCAAAGACGGAACGUUUUUAGAGAUCUUUUUUUUCCCCAAAACCUGGAACUUAAAGAAUGCGCUAGUAUCAAUAAUGGAAUAAUAGUGCUUGGUAAAUCUAAACUAUUCAAACAGGAUAAGAUUKUAGGAAAAUUGAAUUCACCAUUUUUUCCCCUUGUCGUGUUUGAUUUCUCAUGAGUGGCGUUAUCUAAAAAAAGAUCUUCAAUUGGUCGAUGAACAGAAAAAUCUCGGAUUCAAAACAAAAAACCUUUAGCGAUUGUUAAAAAACCUAUUAACACUCUACAUGGUAUAGAGGAUAGGAGUAUGAAAAGUAAUAAAGCAAACGAACUCGAAAAAAAAGAGAAAAGGAGAAAGUGAAAGAGAAAGAGAAAGAGAAAGAGAAAGCAGUAGUAAUAGGAAUAUGAAACGAGGAAUAAAAAUUUAAAUAGAAAUGAUCGUCUAAUGUUACGCGUUAUGACAAUAUUGACGUUUUGUUCCAUCGUAUUUCACAUUUUAGCAAUUGCAAGUUGCUGUUGUAAUGCAUUAUAGAGAUAAUUUUAGAACCUUUGGUUCCUAUAUCCUAAAUUCCUGAUUUGACACAUAUCGAUAUUAGCUUAAAAACAAAACUGCCAUUUUUUUAGCAAGCAAACUAAGCUUCGGGAAAUUGAUGUCACCAAAGAGUAUUGACGUAACGAGUAAAUGUUAGGCAGAUUUAGAUUCACGUUUUUCCUUCCCGAAARCGGCAAACGUGACCACGUUUUCAUCGUUUCCCUACAUUUCACUUURCCUUUUGCAAACUUUCUCGACAAAGCAUCGUAUGAUUUUCGACUUGCAAUUGCAAUGGAUUCAACAAAGAUGACAACUCGACAGGAGUUCAAAGACCAGAAAACGUUAGUAAAGAAAGUACUUACAGAAGUAAUGAAGACGAAAGCCAUACAAUAUGCUAUAGCAGUGUACACUGCAGAUACAAAAAAAAUAUUCAAGGAUUUUGAUAACACAACGAUAAAUAUGAAUGACGUUAACUAUUUGGAGACAAGUAUUUAUGGCUUUGACCCRACAAUGCUGUUUGGUGUGACAUUCAACGCAAGACCUGACUGUCUUUGGUUCAUCAGAAACAGUGAUAAUUAUACUCACCCUGAAUGUAAUUCGACUUAUGCUCCCAUGGGAUAYAAGGACCCAGUGACUAAAAUAGCUCUAAGGUAUGGACGGGAACACUUGCAAUACCURAGAAAGAUAACAAACCUCACGGAUUUGCUUUAUAGUGGACUACGAGUUAAUAAAUCCAUCGAAAAGAUGAAUUUCAAUAACAUUGUGSGUUCCAUUCGGUCAAACUGCAAAAAAUACCAACCUCUACCGAUAWCCAUUAUACCAAGUUCGGUUCUGACGCCUUCCCCAUCAGCCAUCUCAUCUCUUCAUAAGUCAGAGAUACGUAUGACCUCACCAAUGACGUCACUUACACAUUCGUCAGCCUUUGCGCAAAUACCUUAUUAUAGUACCGAAAGCAUAGUUGCAUCAACUACAACUCAGUCUUUGCUUGGUCAAAAUAGUAGUCCARUAUUUUCUUUAAUAACGCCCACAACAUCUGUAAUGUCAUCUGGUCAACGAUCAGCAUACAAGCUUCGACAAGAAUAUGAAGAACUUUUGAACUACGAAGUUAAGCAAGUGAACCUUAGUAAUGAUGCUGAUUUUUUGACUUUUGUAAACAGUACAUCAAAACUCUUAAAAAACAUCCCUGCUCUCGAUGCGGGACUCGAAAUAAAUAAUGUAUCGUAUGGAUGGAGUAUCUCAGUUUUAUUAGAAAAGUUCUGUAUUGGUAUCGCUGAAGCCAUGAUUAACAAAGGAAUGACUGGAAAAUCACUGGAAGCAUAUACAGACAAUCUGGUUAUUCGCUUAUCUUUGGUGGACCUCACUAACUUUAGUGGGUAUGAAUUUGGUGAUGUUGGUGUUGAAAAGGGAACAAUCAAGAUCCCUCUAGAAGUUUUCAAGAAAGAAAGUGCAAUUGGAGCCAUUGUAGUGAUGAUAUUUGAUCCCGUAAAGCCGUUUAUAGACGGAAAGCUUAUAGAUCAAAACAGCAAUACAACGGUAGCUGGGAAGAUUAUCAUGGUUGAUGUGCUGCCUCGUCCAUCAUAUCCAUUGGAAAGACCAGUAACACUACGAGUAUACAGCAAAAAUGAAAUGGCAGGGUCCAAACCAAGCUGCGUGUUUUGGGAGACAUCUUUAGGUGGCUGGUCAACAGCUGGUUGUUCUGUCACGAGAACCCAUGGGAAUUUAACAGAGUGUCAGUGCAAUCACAUGACUCAUUACGCUGUGCUGAUGUCACUUGAUGACCAAGUCAUCCCAAAGAAACAUCAUCAGGUCAUGACCAUGAUUACGUACAUUGGCUGCUCUCUAUCCAUCAUGGGGAUCUUCUUAACCACAAUCACAUUCUUCUGUUUACCGGUUUUGAAAUCAGAGAGGACGAGAAUUCAUUGUAAUCUUUGCCUUGCUAUUGKAUCAGCACAAACCCUGUUUCUUGCAGCUGGUACUGAGGAGCUUACACAAAACACGGUGGCGUGUAAACUCUACGCUGCUGCUAUGCUAUAUUUCUUCAUUUCUGUCUUUACCUGGAUGUUGGUGGAGGGAAUUCAUCUUUAUCAAAUGGUUAUAAUUGCAUUCGUUAGUGGACCAAUGAUGAAGUUUUACUACGCGCUUGGAUGGGGUUUCCCAGCUGUAACUGUGAUCGUUACAACAGCCAUCGCGUAUAAGGAUUAUGGCACCCCUAAUUUCUGCUGGAUUUCUCUGCGUGGUGGUACGAUUUGGGCAUUCACAGGUCCUGCAGCAUGCAUUAUUUUGGCUAAUAUGUUUGUACUGGUGUCUGUUUUGAGACUGAGAGUAAAGUUAGACAUCUCGAAUGAAAUGCGACAAGUAGCCAAGACUGGUGCCCGAGUUUCUAUUGUCCUUUUGCCUCUUCUUGGGAUGACCUGGAUUUUUGGCUUCUUUUCAGUCAUACCAGGAUUUGGCAUUGUGUUUCAGUAUUUAUUCGCCAUCACCAACUCUUUGCAGGGCCUGAUGGUGUUUGUGUUCCAUUGUGUUGGAAACUCAGAG
Molecule: messenger RNA, 3137 nt
Organism: Actinia tenebrosa (Australian red waratah sea anemone)
Lineage: Eukaryota; Metazoa; Cnidaria; Anthozoa; Actiniaria; Actiniidae
Product: adhesion G protein-coupled receptor D1
Biological process (GO): cell surface receptor signaling pathway; G protein-coupled receptor signaling pathway
Cellular component (GO): plasma membrane
Molecular function (GO): G protein-coupled receptor activity
Source: RefSeq, a predicted model, not a curated record